AUGGCCACCAAGAGAUUAAACCAAGCAGCUAUGGUAAUGACCAUCGACAUUUUAGAGAAAGAGCUGCACAAGGACCUGAAAAAUUAUGACGAAGCAUGUGAUGAAGAAAGAUUGCAAGAAGCCGAAAUAUCUUUUGAGCUGGCCGACGACAGGAUGAAGAGACUCAUAACCAACUAUCAGUCACUCAUCCCACUAUUGGAAGCUGAAGCGCAAGAAAAAUAUCUUCAACAACAUGAAGAAUUCGUCAACCGAUUUCACAAGAUGAGUAUCGAUUGGAGAAGGAGAAGACCAGUUGAAAGCAAACGAAGCCCUCAACAACGAGAACCCAUACUUCAAGUCGCUGCGCAGAGUGAAGAGGAGACAUCUCCAACUACGAAUAUUGCUCCGGCAAUGAACGCACUUACUUUACAGCCAACCCCAAACGCAAUGAGUAUAGCACAUCUGCUACCCAGGAUUGAAAUUUCCAAAUUUGAUGGUGACCUAAGCAAAUGGAGGGAUUGGUGGGCGAUUUUUCGAACACUAAUCCACGAAAACCAAACCAUGAGGCCCAUUGAAAAAUUUAGCAGAUUAAAACUACACAUAACGGAGGAAGCUGCUGGUGCGAUUUCGUACUUGGAUCUAACUGAAGACAAUUACAACAAGGCGAUAGACAUUCUAAACGGGAAAUACAACAAACCGAGAUCGGUAAAAGCUGACCAUUACAUUGCAAUCACAGAACUAAAAAAAGUAGAACGUCAAGAAGACUACAAGGCCUUACGACAACUACACGACAAGGCAAUGGGUCACGCUUUAAACCUCGGUAACCUGGAGCAGUCUACAGCGCAAAACGAAGCAAUUAUGGAGAUCAUCACAAGAAAAUUGCCAAUGGAAUUAAUGUCAAGAUGGCACGGAAAAACCAAACAGUCACAGAAGACAUUGAAAGAUCUCUUUAAUUUCAUUGACUCCAUAGCUGAAGACUGGGAAUACGUCUAUUCCACAGAGAGACACGAAAAGAAGAAGACGAAAGCAGAGGCACCAGAGAAAUCACAACGAGUUACAUUCGCAACAACACCAACGGCAGCUGAGUUAGCAGUCACAGGGACUGCAACUGAAUACCCAAGACAUCCAAAGUACCGGAAACAAAUGAACUUGGAAAAAAGAAGAUGUUUAUUUUGCAAUGAUAAACAUCCCCCGACCAAAUGUGAUAUCACACUAGAGAAGAAAAUUGAGCAAGUCAAAAAAGAAAAAAGGUGUUGGAAGUGCCUUGGACAAAAUCAUCAAGUGAAAGAGUGUUGGAGUAUAAGCAAGUGCUACAAAUGCGGAAAAGAUCACCACACGGCCAUCUGCAACAGGGUUAAUCCGAAAUCGGUGACGGCAACAGUAGCUGCGUCUCCAAUGUUAAAGGUAGCAGAUGACGCUCCUCUUUCAAUAGAAGCACGCCUAUUUGGUGGCGUAUACGUCCAAACGGCAACAGUAAUAGUGGAAGGCCCGAAAGGAUGGCUGAAAGCUAUUGCUUAUAUCGAUCAAGGAUCGAAUGCAACCUUAAUUCGAAGCGAACUCGCUCAAACUCUAGGACUACAAGAAGUCGGGAAAAUCAAUCUGAAGCUGCAAGCAGAGGGACACAUGCAUCCUGAAAAAGAACGGAGCGUAAGAAAGUUGCGACUUCGAGGACUCAUCCCAAAUGCCGAAGAGAUUGAAUUGGAAGCGAUCGAGCAGCCCGAAAUCGGGAAGGUUGCUGGAUCAAGAAAAACAGAAUUUGUCAGCGAACUCUGGAGUCAAGGAUACCAACUCGCAGAUGACAGGAUUCUAAGCGGAAGAGCAGGACCGUGCCAAAUCGACGUCUUGAUCGGAGCGAAUCAAGUGUGGAAGGUUCUUGGCUCAAAACAGAUCGUCUCGAAAACGGGUAUUCGAGCGAUAGAAAGCAAAUUUGGAUGGUUGUUACUUGGGCAAGAUGAGACAGUUACGACAUCGUCUAACACAGCAAUCGGCUUUCUCUUAAAAGCCAAACAAGGAACACCAGAAAAUUUAGAAGCAGAAAUAGACCCGAAAACUGACGAAAUAGAUUUCGCCAGAUGGUGGAAGCUGGAAAGCUUGGAUCCACUAGAAAAAAUUCCACUAUCCAUACAGUGGAAAUCCUAUGCAGACACCAUCGUUCAAGAUGAAGAUGGACAUUACGUAGCACCACUCCCAUGGAACGAGAACAAGAUACGUCUGAGCAAGAAUGAAACCAUGGCAGAGGGUCAAGCAAAGGCGCUUAUUAGAAGAAUGGACAGAGAUAAAGAAAUGAAGACUUCUUAUGAAGCCGAAUUCGAAAAACUAAAAGUUUCUAAAUUCAUUUCAAGAGCAGAUACAUCUUUUGGCGGUAUCUACACUAUCCUGCCCCAUCAUCCGGUUGUAAGAAGAGACAAAACAACCAGCAGAGUCAGGCCUGUUUUCAACGGUUCGGCAAAACCGAAAACAGGUUUCAGCGCCAACGACUGCCUAGAAGAAGGCCCCAAUCUAAACCCGGACAUUCUCGACGUGAUGUUACUGUUUAGGCUCAACCCAAUCGCCUGGACAGCUGAUAUCAGACAAGCCUUCCUCAUGGUGAAGCUACUGAAAGAAGACGCGGAAACGCUACGAUUCUACCUAGAAGACGAAGACGUCCCAGGAUCGCUGCAACUAUACAAAUGGAACAGGCUUCCAUUCGGACUCACAUGUAGCCCGGCAGUGCUAAGGACAGUCUUAAAGAAACACUUGGAGUCCUAUGAAGGCGAGCUAGCGGAAAGCAGUCAACAAAUCCUACGCCACCUAUAUGUAGAUGACCAUUUGUCAAAUGCGUCUACAUUAGAAGAAGCAAUGGCCGUAAUCGGAACUGUUCUAAAGCUUUUUGCAGACGCAAAAAUGGACCUAAGAAAAUGGGUGACAAACAACAGUGAGCUGCGAAGAUAUCUACUAAAACAAAAUUUAACAGAAGACUCAGCCAAUUCACACUCGUGUCUAAAUCUAGACCCGCAGAAAGUGCUUGGUGUAAGGUGGAAUACAAGCACGGAUUGCUUUUAUUUCAAGUCGGAUGUGAUAGUAGACGCAGCUACAAAAGUGAAAAUUUUAACGAAGAGAUCCUUCGCCAAAAUUUCAACCAAAUUGUUCGACCCACUUGGAUUAAUUGGACCCGUCACACUACAAUUCAAGCUUUUAUUUCAAGAAUUGUGGCAAAUCAAGAUUGGAUGGGACGAUGAAGUACCCAAAGAGACGGAGAUCCAGUUCAGAGAUAUAGUAGAAGACCUCAAAUCAAUUGAGAAAAUACAAGUGCCAAGAAUGAUUUCUUUGGCACCAAACAAACACAUGCAAGAGUUGCACAUAUUUUGUGACGCUUCUACAAAGGCAUAUGGUGCAGUGGCUUACGCGAAAUCGCAAUAUCCAAAUUUCGUCCGCCUAAUUUGUUGCAAGACAAGAGCAGCGCCACUUCCGAAGAAUGAAGUAUCGCUACCGAGACUAGAAUUGCUUAGUGCCGAGCUCGGUAGCGUAUUAGCUGAAAGAAUUGUCAAUGCAAUUGACAAGGUCCAAUGGAAAGUGCAUCUUUGGACAGACUCAAUGGCAACGUUAGGAUGGAUAAAAGGUGAGCCAACCCGUUGGAAGCUAUUUGUCAGAAACCGAGUUGAGGCAAUUAGAAAAAGGUCCAACCCAGAACAAUGGAGACACUGCCCUGGGAAAGACAAUCCAGCAGACUACGCAUCAAGAGGAACCACUGUCAAGAAACUGAUUGCGGCUUCCUUUUGGUGGGGAGGUCCGUCCUGGCUGAUUCACAACGAAAAAGAAUGGCCACAACAAGGAAACCUGACAUCAGAAGAAAUACAGUCGAUGGAGAUUGAGGCAAGAUCCAAGAAAAGAAUCGAAAGUCUUGCAGUUAGCAGCACACUGGAUUGGUUCGACGUAUUAGCAGCAAGAGCAAGCAGUUAUCUGCGGUUUUUACGAACAAUUGCCUGGAUGUUUAGGCUUUUCAGAAAGGAAUCACUCGGUAAAGCAAUUGAAACGGUCAGAGGAAAGGAAAUACCAUGCCUUUCUGCCCGCGAAAUCGCCACCGCCGAAAACUUUAUUUUGAAGUUUAUUCAAAAAAGGGCAUUUCCAGAAAUCUACGAAUCACUUCAAGAGGGAAAGCCGCUUGGCAACAUGCUAUGCAACCUAGAAACCCUAAGACCUAUUUGGGAUGCGCAAGACAAACUAAUUCGAGUGACUGGACGAGUUGGUCCAGCUCUAAAGGAACUGCUGAUAGACCCGCCGAUUCUUCUCCCAGCAAGCGAGAAGAUUGUGGACAUGAUGAUCCAGUAUCAUCAUGUCAAACGGAAACAUGCCGGUGUCCAAAACACUCUGACGUUCUUACGAAAUCGGUUUUGGAUAAUUCGUGCCCGCCAACGGAUAAAAAGUGUCAUCAAACAGUGCGUGAAGUGUCAAAAGGUGCAAUCGCGUCCCUUCAACGAAGAAACAGCUUCAAUGCCCUUGGAUCGUACCAAAAGAGCACAACCCUUUGAAGUUAUCGGGGUUGACUACUUCGGACCGAUGUAUGUCUUAGAAGAAGUCAUCCUAAUAGAAAAGGACAGUGAAGGGAACGAUGUCGAGAAAACUCGUAUAGGAGAGAAGAAAGUGCAUGCGUGUUUGUUUACUUGUGCCGUCACAAGAGCUGUGCACUUGGAGCUCGUGACCGACUUAACCGCCCAGACUUUCAUGCACGCGUUGAGAAGAAUGAUGUCACGUAGAGAGGAUUGCAAAAUCAUCUACAGUGACAACGCGUCAACAUUCACAUGUGCGGCAAAACUGAUAUCAGAAGAUCCUACCCUAGCUAACUGGUUGUCAAGCAAGGGUAUCACAUGGAAGUUCUCCCCCAGUCUAGCUCCAUGGUGGGGCGGGUUUUGGGAGAGAAUGGUGCGCUCCGUGAAAGAACCAUUAAGGAAAGUGCUGGGGAAAAUGAAAGUGAGCUACGACCAGCUUCAUACUAUUUUGGUCGAAAUCGAAGCUAUCGUGAACUCACGUCCUCUCACUUAUGUGUCUGGAGACGCACAAUCGUUUGAAGUGUUAUCUCCGCAAAAACUGCUGACUGGAAGGCAACCUGGUGCCACAACAGAGUCACCCGACUCUACGAAAAUGAGCCGAGACGAACUUAUCGAAUUGGAUAAGAAAAGGAGCGAGCACGCGCUGACAUGGUGGAGGCUUUGGCAAGACUCGUACCUGUCCGACCUCAAGCGAUUUUACUGUCGCAAGGGCAAGGGUACGAGAAUUCCACGUGUUGGCGAAGUCGUCUUACUAAAAGAGCCUAACAUCAAGCGAGUUUCAUGGCCGACGGCCAUUGUUACUGAACUUGUUCCUGGCUACGACGGCAAAGUAAGAGCUGUUACCCUACGGCUACGAUCGGGAAAGGAAACCACCCGAGGCAUCCAGACUGUCUACCCUCUCGAAAUACAGGCCGAUAUCGACACACCAGUCGACGAAGCUGAAAUCGGCGUAAAGGAGAAAACUACUUCCAAGAAGAAGAAGAAUCCACUCCGCAAGAAGAAAUUGGAAUCGCAGGAGGGAGCUGGCGAUUCCGGCGGGGAGGAUGUUGUGGAUUCCGAACAUGACAACAACUACGGGGUUUCCAGAUUUGGAAGACCCCUCAGAAGAUCUGCUAUUAUUAAUGUUUAG
Daphnia carinata is the source of this 5634-nucleotide messenger RNA. RefSeq lists its product as uncharacterized. Gene Ontology annotation, biological process: DNA integration. Bases 1 to 5634 code for a protein of 1877 amino acids. NCBI's taxonomy places the organism in Eukaryota, Metazoa, Arthropoda, Branchiopoda, Diplostraca, Daphniidae. The record is from RefSeq and is a predicted model, not a curated record. The transcript has a single exon. Gene Ontology annotation, molecular function: nucleic acid binding.